GUAAUGCAUGAUAACGACAGAAGAAGAAGAAGAAGAAGAAGAAGAAGAAGAAGAAGAAGAAGAAGAAGAAGAAGAAGAAGAAGAAGAAGAAGAAGAAGAAGAAGAAGAAGAAGAAGAAGAAGAAGAAGAAGAAGAAGAAGAAGAAGAAGAAGAAGAAGAAGAAGAAGAAGAAGAAGAAGAAGAAGAAGAAGCCUCCAUGCUUAAAUCAAGCACCGGAGUUCUAAUCGCUUCAACAUGCUGAUAAACUCAGAACAGGAGGCACUGAUUGGACGGGUGUUUGAAACCUAUCUGACAGAACAUCAUCAUGGUGACAUUCUUCAGCUUAUUGCAGAUGCUAAUGAGGAGACCCAUCACCCUGUCCUUGUCAAUGCAAUGACAUUGUUUGAAACAAAUAUGGAGGUUGGAGACUAUUUCAACGCCUAUCCGAACGAUGUCCUGGCUAUAUUUGAUAAAGUGUUACAAAGAACAGCGAUGGACUUGUCACAGAAUGCUUCUCGCAAGCACUUCGAAGGACAAAGAACAAAGGAGCACCGAAUGAGAAACACACUUCAUGCUCGCAUUACAGGUUUACCAGUUUGUCCAGAACUGACAAGAGAGACCAUUCCCAGGUCAAGAGACGUAGGGCAUUUUUUGUCUGUCACUGGUACUAUCAUACGUACCAGUGUUGCAAAGGUUCUGGAAUUUGAGCGUGAUUACAUGUGUGGCCAGUGUCGACAUGUUUUCUCGAUGCAGGCAGAUUUUGACCAGUUCUAUGCCUCAGUCCCACCUGUGAACUGCCCUAAUCCUGAUGGCUGUAGUUCAUACAAAUUCAGCUGUCUGUCAGGAGGAUCUGAGCCUUCAGCCUGCAAGGACUAUCAGGAGAUCAAGAUACAAGAACAAGUGCAGAGGCUGUCAGUGGGCAGUAUUCCUCGUUCUAUGGUGGUAGUUCUUGAGGAUGACCUGGUCGACAGUUGUAAAUCCGGAGAUGACGUGACCGUCUAUGGAGUAAUGUGCCAACGCUGGAAGCCCUUAUAUGAGGGCACUCGCAGUGAUGUGGAGAUGGUCCUCAAAGCUAACAAUAUAGAAGUAAACAACAAGCAGACUGCUUCUGCACUGCUCAUGAAGGAUGUUCUGCAAGAAUUUGCUGUUUUCUGGGAUAAUUACAAACAUGAUCCCAUAGCUGGUAGAAACCAGAUCUUGUUGAGCCUGUGCCCACAGGUAUUUGGCAUGUAUGUGAUUAAACUGGCAGUGGCCAUGGUGUUGGCUGGCGGAGUGCAGAGGAUAGAUUCUUCUGGUACCAAGAUCAGGGGUGAGUGUCAUAUGCUGCUGGUUGGUGACCCAGGAACAGGGAAGUCUCAAUUCCUGAAGUAUGCUGCUAAGAUCAUGCCUCGUUCUGUACUCACAGCUGGCAUCGGCUCAACAAGUGCAGGACUGACGGUUGCAGCAGUGAAGGAUGGAGGUGAUUGGCACCUGGAGGCAGGAGCUCUGGUCCUGUCAGAUGGUGGUUUGUGCUGCAUCGAUGAAUUCAACAGCAUCAAGGAACAUGACCGCAUCAGCAUUCAUGAAGCUAUGGAGCAACAGUCUAUAAGUGUGGCCAAAGCUGGUAUGGUUUGUAAGCUGAACACUCGCUGCACCAUCCUGGCAGCUACCAACCCUAAAGGCCAGUACAAUCCAAAUGAGCCACUGUCUGUGAAUGUAGCUCUGGCCAGUCCUCUGCUGAGUCGUUUUGACCUGGUCCUUGUUCUGCUGGACACCAGAAAUGCAGAGUGGGACCACACUAUCUCCUCUUUUAUUCUGGAGGACAGAGAACUGGCUGCUGAGUCUUCCAGCCUGUGGCCCAUGGACAAAAUGAAGGCUUACUUCUGUGCGAUUAAACGCCUGCAGCCACAGGUGUCUGACGAGGCCAACAGCAUCCUGACACGUUAUUACCAGCUGCAGAGACAAAGUGAUGGCCGCAAUGCUGCUCGCACCACCAUCCGCAUGCUGGAGAGUCUAAGCCGACUGGCUGAAGCACAUGCCAGGCUUAUGUACAGAGAGACAGUGACCAUAGAGGAUGCUGUCAUGGCUGUCUCUGUCAUGGAGUGCUCAAUGCAGGGCGGUGCUCUGCUAGGUAAUGUAAAUGCACUUCUGACCUCAUUCCCUGAGGACCCUGGUCAGCAGUAUGAAGCUCAGUCUCAGGUACUACUGGAAGGGCUGAACCUGCCACUGCUCCUUCAGAAGGAGAUGGAUAGACUGGCCAGGGUAACAAGCUACACCUCAAAUGCCUCCAAGUGUGAUUCACAUACUGCUUAUUACCAGCGUCACCCCAGGGACACUAAACCCCACAACCAAACACACGUCCAUGGCAUGACCAGUGUCUACAAGGGGGAUGCCACGGUGGAGAGUGGCUUGGACUGGUUCCACUCCAUCACUUCAUCAGGGUCACCAGAUGAUUUGACCCCAACAUUAACAUCAACUCAAGAAAACCUGAACAGAAAACUAAACUCGAUGGGGGCAGAAACAACUACUGCAAUUAAACAACCAACCUGUCAAAUUGAGGAGGACUAUCAAAAAAACAUAGGCUCAACAUUGACCCAUGAAGGAACUGUUACCACUGCAUCCAAAGAAGAAAACGAAAAAACUGAGAAAAAUGAAUACAUCAAAGAAAAAAGCUCAGUUUGCCAAGAGGUACAUCAGCCUGAAAGACAGAAAGAUGAACAACAUUCAGAGUUAUUGGGGUGUGUAUUUCAGAGGGUCUCCAAGAAUCUGAGAGACAGAAGACUCGGAGAGCAUCAGUCAAAUAAUCUGCAGUGUAACAAAGUGGAUGGACGGGGACAUGUAGACAGUGUGGUGUUCUCAGACAGUAAAGGUAAAAAUGUGAAUCAUGUUUUCAAUGCGAAUCCAGAUUCUCAGAGAAGCACCAUAAUGUCAUUAGGUAAAAAUCUGCCUUCUUAUUACCUAAUGCAGAAGAAUCAGUCCUGUGGCAAACGAAGGAGAUUUGAGAAAGAAGACAAAAUAAAUCAGACUGAGACUAAGAACAUCUGCACUGCGCAAGGGGAAAAUAUUUCAUCUGAAGCUGACAAAACUAAAGUUAUCUUUCAAACUGAAGAUAACUUGGGCAGCAGAGGUCUCCAUGACUACACAGGCAGCAGAAUAGGUAAACAGAAAUUAGUUGGGCAUGAUGAGUUAGCCCGACCACCUACAGACACAGAGAAGAUUGAAAGAAAGAAAAAACUGAAUAAGUUCCAAAGUCUUGUGCAAGGUAGGUGCAGUAGAAAAAGUGAGGUGGCUGAGUGUUGGUCUGAAGAUAGUACUUGUUUCACAUCAGUCGAGCUGGAUAGGAAUGUUUUUUCUUUGGGAAUGGAAAUAUCUGCCCAAGGCAAAAGUGUUGGUCGAAUUAAGGACAGUAAUGAUUCAGAAAAUCUGUGUCAGCAACAAAGAACCAGAGACAACAAUAGUGAUAUGACUAUAGAAGAUGACUUUACUGGCAGCCUACAUUUAAAUACAAGCGCUCAAUUCAACGAUUCCACACCAUUCCAUCCAGGCCACACAAAGUCCACUAUACCCUCUUCAACUCUUGCUAAACUCUCAAGAUUCUCUUUCACCUGCACAACUAAACCCACGACUACUGCUCCAAUGCAAGUGGAAAUAAAUCCUCCAACUGAAGAGGAACAUUUUUUUUUAAAAAGAAAGCAAGGCAGAGAGUCACCAACAAAUUUUGAAGCAAAGCAGAGAGAGACGGUACAUUCUGCAAAGACAGUGAUGAAUGGUGAUCUUGAGUAUGAAAGCACAGUCAAUUUGAAGAAGAGAAGGUGUUUUAAGAUGGGCCCUCCACCAAGUAUUGUUAAUGAUUCCAAAGGUGCAUUCUCUGGACUGUCCCUGUUUGACUCGGUUGAGAUUAACAAUGACGUUCUUGACACUGACUGGGACCAAGAGGUUUCAAACCGAGGCAACCUUUGAAAUCAUAGGCCCAUGUCAAAAUGGGUUAGGACAAUAGUAAUUUGCUCUGAUUUAGUUACUUUCCUUACCCUGAAAAUAAACUUCUUCAAUUGUUCCAGAAGUGUAGGUGUUCAUCCUGCUGUUGUAUUUCAUCUCUAAGAAUAUUUGUAAUGUUCUGACCCAUGAGUGCUCAAUAGUCAUUAAACCGCUUCCUUAUAGACCUGAAAGGUGUAAUGACAAAAUAUGUCCUCAAACAAAUGCACAAAUAGUACUCAACAGGCAGACACAGCAACUCUACAUGAAAUCAGCUCCACCGUGACAGCUGGAAAAAACAUAAAUGGGACAAUAUCUGAUGUAGGAAUACAUUUGAGUUAAGAGUAAUCAUCCAGGAGAAGCCUGUUUUAUGUUAACAUUUAGGUUAAAAGUAGUGUAGUGCCCUUUCUAAACCUGUCUGUUCGGAAUGGGCAGUUCAUUUAAUCUUUGGUAAUGCUUUCGAUUUUUCCCUUAAACAUUUAAAUAAUACACCAUUGUUUUUUAUUUUUUGUGUGCAGAGCUUUUUAGAAACAGUCUAUUGUGCAGUUAAGUUUGAAAACUUUGUUUUUGUCCUGCCAAUUUGAUUGUCAAUAUUUUCUAUUAAAUUUAACUGAAUUUUCUUUA
This is a messenger RNA of Platichthys flesus (European flounder), 4554 nucleotides long. It is a transcript of the gene mcm9, whose product is annotated as minichromosome maintenance 9 homologous recombination repair factor. Bases 235 to 3918 code for a protein of 1227 amino acids. Gene Ontology annotation, cellular component: nucleus; MCM complex. The transcript has 15 exons. Lineage: Eukaryota; Metazoa; Chordata; Actinopteri; Pleuronectiformes; Pleuronectidae. The record is from RefSeq and is a predicted model, not a curated record. Gene Ontology annotation, molecular function: ATP hydrolysis activity; single-stranded DNA helicase activity; ATP binding. Gene Ontology annotation, biological process: double-strand break repair via homologous recombination.